Molecule: messenger RNA, 2472 nt
Organism: Catharus ustulatus (Swainson's thrush)
Lineage: Eukaryota; Metazoa; Chordata; Aves; Passeriformes; Turdidae
Product: protein EOLA1
Exons: 3
Coding region: 348-818 (156 amino acids)
Source: RefSeq, a predicted model, not a curated record
GGCGCGAAGCCCUGCACCGGCCGGCCGGGCACCCCGAGGUGCUGCGGACACCACACCCAUCCCCAAACUGCACCGCAACUCCCCAGGCAGGGCACACGCAGCUCCUUCCUCCCCUCUGCACCCACUGCCGGGCACCCGCCACGCCGGACCGCCGAGGACCAGGCCACAAACGCAUUCCCGCGCCCGGGACCGCCGGAAAGCCGCAGGAACGGCGCGGCCCAGCCCGCGGUGACACCGCCUCCCGGCCCGCCCCGACCCGCUCCCGGCACCCACCGUCCGGGCGGGCCAGCAGAGCGGAGGGGAGCCGGCAGCGCAGGAAAUCAACGGCUUCUGUUGCGAGGAGCACGAUGAAAUUCGGUUGCCUUUCGUUCCGACAGCCGUACGCAGGGUUGCUCCUAAACCAAGUCAAAACAGUGGAGACUCGCUGGCGUCCUUUGCUACUAGGCUACAAGAACUGCACCAUUGCUAUUCAUAUAGCUGUUAAGGACUGGGAAGAUGAAACAUGGAGAGAAAUUCUUCUGAAUAGGUUGGGCAUGACACCAAAACAACUGCAAGAUUUGUUGGAUGAAGGGGAAAAAUUCGGCAGAGGAGUUAUUGCAGGAUUAAUUGACAUUGGAGAGACAUCACCAUAUCCAGAAAACCUGCCUCCUGAAGAGAUUUUGGAGCUGGAAAACAAAGCUGUCCUCAGUAAUCUAGAACAGAAAUACUUGACUGUUGUUUCAAAUCCCAGGUGGCUCCUGGAACCAAUUCCUGCCAGAGGGAGAAAUGGGGUGUGGCAGGUGGACAUCCCUGAAGAACUGAUCCCUUCAGAAUUGUAGGUGUUGUCCCUUACUGUUAAUUGUUCCUGCCUAAAUGCAGACUUGUAUUUAAGAUGCUGACUUGUGAGUUACAUCAGCAUUGUGUUAGGACUCUAUUCCAAAACUAUUUGAAACGGCAAAUACAUUUGAAGAACUGCUUCUUUGAGGCAAAAUAUACAAAAUGUCUUUAUUACUGUUCUCCUAGACCUUUCCUGUAUAAACUAAGUAAAUGCCAUUUUUAAAAUGUAGAGUUAUGGAUUGUGUGUCAAUUUAAAUGUAAAUUAAAAUGAUUUUUUGGUAUCUGCAUCUCUGGUUGUAAGAAAAUGGUACUUAAAAGCUCGAUGCCACAAUAGGACAUCUGUCCCAGACCACGCCUUGUCCUCCCUUAAGGAUAGAUUCUUUUCAUUCACACCUCAGGCACAGAGAUGUGCAUUUGAUGGAUAUAGCUCUGUGACCUGACAGACUUUACAGAGAGGCCAUUUUGAGAAGGUGCUUGUACAAAAUUAAAUUGAGCAAGUGUCACUUUUUUUUCAUCUUAUUUAAGAUGAAAAAUACUAGUUUUUUUUGAAAAUCUAAUACUGAAUUCAAGAAAAGUGUGAAGACAUAUAAAUAAGAGCCAUGAAGUUUUGGCACUCUGGAGAGUUUUUCAAAAUUCACACCCUACAUUACAGUGAAAAUCCUUUUGAAGUUCUGGAGCAAAUCCAGAAAAUUUUUUUCUGCCACACCUAGGCACAGCUCUAAAAACAGAACAGGACAUUCACUUUACUGGAGCACUUAGGAAAUUGUUCCCUUGGACUACAGCACUUCUGCCAGAGCUGUGCAAGGUACCUUGCUCCGAAGGCCAGUGCCUGCAGCUCACUGUCUGAACCACAUAUGGAGCUGGGCCAUGACCUCGACACAGACUGAGCUGCUGCCAGCACAGCUGGAGGGGUGGGAAGUGACUGCAGGGCAGGGCUGUGUGAAGCAGAGCAGCUCCCUGGCCCCAGCCAGGCCCUGCUGUGCCUUGGCUGAAGGAAAGGUGCAGAGGCUGGAGCUCCUCCAUGUUUGCCUGAGGAGGAGCACAAGGAGUUGUGAGGGCACCAUGCCUCAAGGACCUGCCUCGGCACUGUGAGCCUUCCCCAGUGCAGAGCUGUGCCUGUUCUUCCUUGGACCUGCUGCGCACAGACUGCUCUCCUCUGGAAAAGUGGUUUCUCAAGCACGCUCAGCAUCUGAUUUCUUUUCCAUGGCAGUGUGCAGGCAAACUGACAUCCAGUAAUGUAGCAAUGUAGCUGAACAGUUUGAGCCAUAAUCUGUUUAAGUGCACCAGCCAAACUAUAUUUAGCUGUUUUUCUACAUAUUUCUUAGUUUAGACCAAUGUUUAUAACAGGUACAUUGAGUGAGCCAUUUUUAAGUGUUUUGCUGCAGUCUAGCAAACUUUCUGGAACUAUUCAAGCCUAUUGAAACAUAAACUGUGCUAAAUCAAGAGACAAAAAGCUGAAAAACAAAUUAUAAAAGACCCAAAAUAAAGGUGGGCAGUAAAGUUCUAGGCUGCAACCAAUCAUCUUACCUGCAAGGGUCGUGCAAGGCACCUGGGACAGAAGCACUAGUCAAAAAAUACAUAAUCAUGUGAACAGUAGUUUUAAAAUAUAUAAGUAGAAUUAAAAGUAAACAAUAAAUCUGCUUCUGCAUAAUCAUA